Amphibalanus amphitrite is the source of this 3882-nucleotide messenger RNA. RefSeq names its product ATP-dependent DNA helicase Q5-like. NCBI's taxonomy places the organism in Eukaryota, Metazoa, Arthropoda, Thecostraca, Balanomorpha, Balanidae. The record is from RefSeq and is a predicted model, not a curated record. Gene Ontology annotation, molecular function: 3'-5' DNA helicase activity; nucleic acid binding; four-way junction helicase activity. Gene Ontology annotation, cellular component: chromosome; cytoplasm. Bases 195 to 3692 code for a protein of 1165 amino acids. Gene Ontology annotation, biological process: double-strand break repair via homologous recombination. The transcript has 16 exons.
CGCCUACAGUGACACCUGGCGGCCAAAGUUCCGUGUUAUCUCCCAUUAAAUUUGCUGCUCUUAUUUGUGAUUUUCACUAACCAUUUUGUGAUAAAGAAAUAACAUUUUUUGCAAUUGGGGUCAGUCAAUAGCGGUGUUUGUUUCAAGUUUGUUUAUCGCGCAACAACGUGCGACGCAAGCUUCUCCCCAUCACCAUGGCAGAAGAAAACAAUGAUGGCAACAAACAAUUGGAUGAAGCUUUGGAUUGUCUAAACACAACCUUCAAACAUAAAGAUUUCAAGACACCACUGCAAAGAGAUGCAGUCUUGGCAGUUCUGAAAGGUAAGAAAGAUGUGUACAUCUCCAUGCCCACGGGAUCUGGCAAGUCCCUGUGCUACCAGCUGCCAGCAGUGAUGGCCAAAGGCAAGAUCUCCAUAGUGGUAUCCCCACUCAUUGCUCUUAUUAAGGACCAAAUGGAGCACCUGGAGCGGCUCAAGGUGCGCGCCGAAUCCAUCAACUCCAAGAUGGCGGCGUCCGACCGUCAGCGGGUGUGGACCGACCUGCAGGCCGUGGUGCCGGCCACGCGGCUGCUCUACAUCACACCCGAACAGGCCGACACCACCAGCUUUCAGAACCUGUUGGAGCGUCUGGUGCGUCACAGCAAGGUAGCCUACAUGGUGGUGGACGAGGCACACUGUGUCAGCCAGUGGGGCCACGAUUUCCGUCCCACCUACCUGAAACUGGGCGGUCUGCGCCGGACGUACCGGCAGCUGCCCUGGGUGGCGCUGACGGCUACUGCAUCGGCUAAGGUGAUGGAGGACAUCUUCAAACAGCUAUCGCUGAAGGACCCGCUGAAGUUCCGCGCCUCCUGCUUCCGUUCCAACCUCUUCUACGACGUACGGUACAAGGAAUCACUGGACGACGAGUAUGAAGACCUCAAGGACUGGGUGGUCGAGUGUCUCGGGCCCAACUGGGAGGACAAACGGGCGCACGGUCCGUGCGGGAUGGUGUACUGCCGCACCCGCGAGGCGACGGAGGAGCUGGCCGGGCAGCUGACGCGUCGCGGGGUGCCCACCCGUGCCUACCACGCCGGUCUGAAGGACCGUGACAGGGCAGCGGUGCAGGAGAGCUGGAUGGAUGGAGAGGUUCCCGUCAUCACUGCCACCGUCAGCUUUGGCAUGGGCGUCGACAAGGCCACCGUCAGGUUCGUCGGCCACUGGAGCAUGCCUCAGUCGGUGGCCGGCUACUACCAGGAGUCGGGCCGAGCCGGACGAGACGGACUGCCCGCCCAGUGCCGCAUCUACUACUCAAAACGGGAACGAGACACGGUAGCCUUUCUGCUGAAAAGAGGGGCUUCACAUAACAAGAAGAAGAAUAAAAAAGAAUUGACAGAGGCUGAUAUGAAGAGUUUUGAAGUCAUGGUUCGCUACUGUGAGGAGGCAAGGUGUCGUCACGCGGUGUUCGCGCGGUUCUUUGGAGACGAUCCGCCCGCCUGCGGCAAACAGUGCGACGUCUGCCUGAACCCCCGACAGGUGGAGCGGCUGAUCGGCGGAUACUUCCGGGACAUAGCCCGAAAGCAGGAUUACCGCACCAAGGCGAUGACCAUCUCCAGUCUGGAUGAAGACCAGUACGAGGGCGGUCGGCGCGGCCGGCAGCGGGAACUGGACAUGUACGAGGAGACUGGCGAGCGUCGGUCGGACGAACGGUCCGGCCUGGAGAGCCUGGUGAAGCGGCAGCUGAAGCUGCGCCGCGGCUCGUCGCCGGUUCGCUCUGACCGUCAGAAGAAACAGGAGAGCAAGGAGAAGGAGCAGGCCGUCAAAUCGUCCCGGCUGCGCGCCGCCGACUGCACCGAGCGCAAAAUCGCCGGACUCACCCUCAAGACUCGUGAGGAGUACUUCAAGCUGCUGGAGGAGGCGCUGUCCCGGAACCUGAACGCCUGUGUGGUGGCCGCUCACGCGCUGGCCGGGCGGGUACCUGAGGUCGCCAUCGAGCUGGAGUACAACAUCUUCACGUCCAACCGCGUGGUGACGAUGUACCGGCGAGCUAUGGCCUUGCUGACGAGCGCCAUUCGGAAGCAGACGAGUCUGUGUGAACUGCACAGCUCUCUGUCGGAGCUAUCUGCGACCGGAGCGCCGUCACAGCCAGAGAAGCCAGCCGACCCCUUCCAAACUGCCGCACAGCUCUUGGCCUCCAAAGCGGAGAGUGGUACAGACAAGCCGGCCGAUCCGUUUCAGACUGCAGCCCAAGUACUGGCUUCAAGGUCGGGUAGUGGUAGCGACCGACCGGCUGAACCCUUCCAGACGGCCGCCCAACUGCUUGCUUCAAGGACUGAGAACGACGCUGACCGGCCGGCUGAUUCGUUCCAAACGGCGUCUCAACUACUGGCCUCCCGGACAGGCGGCAGCACCGACAAACCAGCCGAUCCCUUUCAGACGGCUUCUCAACUGCUGGCUUCAAGGGCAGGCAGUAAUGCGUACCGUCCAGCGGACCCCUUCCAGACGGCUUCCCAACUACUGGCAUCCAGGGCCGGCCGGCCGGAGGACGAUGUUGAGCGAUCACCGCCGUCCUCACCCCAGGCUCGGACAGACACAGAACCACGGGCGCAGUCUGAUGACGAGGUGCCGGAUACUGAGCGCGCGGAGUCACCGGCUCGGAUCCGGGUGGACUCCAGUCCCGAACCAGAGUGUGUCGAAACAAAACCACCGUCCUCGGACUCCACCGGCGGAGAUUCGUUUGCCACAGCCACCUCUCUGCUGCAGAAGCGCCGUGUGGCCCACGCCGGAGCCACGAAGAUAGCCCCUACACCGCCUGAGGAUCGGCCGGCUGAGGCUGCCGCACCGGCGCCGGCGGUUAGUUCGAGCUCCCGGCAGACCCGGGACUCCACCGCGCGCUCCGGCGGGUUCCGACUGAAGCGAGGGAAUGACCUCCAAAAAACAAUCACCAGCUUCUUCCAGCUGGCAUCGGCGGCCAAUGGGACGGCCUCUGGUGGUCCCCAGCAGGAGUCGAACGUGAAUGAGAGGGACUCAGAUGGGGAUGAGCCUGUGGUGAUCGAAGAAUCUGAAAAGAAGCCAGAAACUAAGGCGAGUGAGAGCUUAGCUGUGAUAUCCAAAACGUCCGUGGUUUCGAGUGCAGUACAGGACGUCGACGAGAAGCCCGUCGCCGUCUCGGCGCCCCCGCGAACUACUGGGUCAGGCAGCCGGUCGGCAGCUAAGGCGCGCAGCGGCAGCAGGUCACUGCCGGCACCGGCGCCGGAGAAGAGAAAGUGCUCGAUGGCGGAGCUGUUCGGCGAAGAUGAUGAUGCUGCGCCGGUCAAAUCGUCUCGCCCCGCAGAGUCUGAGCGGAAGCGGCCCCGCCACGACCGUCGCCACUCUUCCCGCUCCGCUAAGUCCAGUUCAACCAAGUCCAGUCCAGUGAAGUCUCAGUCCAGUUCGAAGCGGCCUAGCCGGUCGGCGCGUGCUGAGCCCAGCGCCGACCGCCGGUCAUCCGACCAGGGUGGUCACUCGUCCGCGGAGCGCCGCUCGGUGGCUGACCUGUGCGUUCAGCUGCUGAUGCCGCACUACAAGGCCGGCAAGAUCGCGUCCAAGGACGAGUUUAAGACGCUGGCCAGGAGCCUGGCUCACUCGUACCUGCAGCGACACACGACCGUUGAUGAAGGCAAAUGCCGGAUUAUCGUAGAAGAGGCUCUGGCAGGACAUCAAAUUAAUUGCAAGUGAACUGGUGAGCGAGCGAGGCUUCUGGUAGUGCUAGUGCUGUUAUGUGUAGAGCUGUGCAGCUAUUUGGGUGCCGGUGUUUUAGUAUUAUUGUCGGCUGGUGUUAUUUACCGGCUGUGACCUGUUGCAGUGUCGUUCGUAUAUCUCAUGAAUAUACUUACUGUGCCAAAAGUUGGGUGGCACUUGUCUUUUC